Molecule: messenger RNA, 2727 nt
Organism: Balaenoptera musculus (blue whale)
Lineage: Eukaryota; Metazoa; Chordata; Mammalia; Artiodactyla; Balaenopteridae
Gene: MNMIP1
Product: SH3 domain containing 21
Exons: 7
Coding region: 1265-2611 (448 amino acids)
Source: RefSeq, a predicted model, not a curated record
CCACUGCGCCACCAGGAAAGUCCCUUUAUCUAGGUUUAAUCUGCUGUUUAACCUACACAUUGCAUUUUAUUUCAUAUAUGCUAUUUAUCAUCUCUAGUAGUACAGAAUUCUUUUUUUUUUUUUUUUUCUUCCCUGCAAAAUCUUCCUGGACCUAACAGGACCUAAUGGUCCUUUUGUUGCAUGCUCAUCCUUUAUUUCUUCAAAUAUACUAUAUGUAGCUAUGCUGUGUUCUUUUCCUGACACUUCCAGUAUCUGCUGUGUGUAGCGUCUGCUGACUCCUGCUCUCAGUGGCCUGCCCUCUCGUGUGUUUUAGGAUCUUUGUGUAUGAUCUCAGUGUGUGGGAGUUCUGUACACCUCUGUAGGGGAAAACUUUUUCCAGCGAGGACUUGCUUUUACUUCUGCCAGUAGCCAGAGGGCACCAACCACCGGAGACCACUUCAGCCCUGCAGAAGAAAGUGGUGCAAGACUCUCGCUGCUGUCUGGCUACCGAGCUCUGGGCCUGUGACGAGCCAAAGGAGCAGAACAUGGGGCACCUGCUCCUCAUCACUGGCCCCAGGCUCUGUAGCCACAAAGUCGUGCUGCCCUCUCACUUCCUUUCUGGCCCCAGUUCCUACCUUUUUUGUGGACUUCUCCUACCUCUUUUAUGUCCAACAGUGCCUUAAAAUUGUAUUCUAAGCAGAAUAUAAUUGCUCUCUAGUGGGAGGGCUCCACAGAGCACCUAAUCAGCCACACUACAAGAAGCAGGCCUCAUAGUUAACAUUUACUGAGCUUUGACUAUAUGGCAGACACUAAGCACCUCACAUGGAUUAAGUCACUCAAACCUCACAACAACCCUACAGGAUGUGUAUUCUUGUUAUCCAUGUUUUAUGGAUGAGGACAUGGGGGCACAGAAAGGUUAAAUUACCAACCAAGUUCUCACACAACUGGCGAGUAAUAGAGCAGGAAUUCCAAGUCUGCUGUCUGGCUCUAGGAUCCAUGCUCUCGCCCACUGCAAGCCACAGUCAGGGGAUUUUGUUUGUAUCAGUGUGUGAUAUUGUGUGUGUAAGUCAAUUUCAGCAUGUGUGCAUGUGCCAGAGUAGCUGUUCCUGUGUCCGUGGAUAUGAAUGUCACUUGUGUGACUGCCUUCAGAUGCUCACUCUGAUGUCACCUUCUCAGUGUGGCCUUCUCAGGACCAUCUCAUUUAAAAUCAUACACUCCCCUGCUUAUUCUUCCUCUGUACUACUAAUAAAUCUCUAACACACUACAUAGUUUACUCCUUUUGUUUAUGUCUGCUUCCCCAAUAGAACAUGAGCUCAUUCUGGCUGCUGUGGGGAGAGCACACCCUAGGCAGGGUGGGUGCAGCCCAAGCCCAGCUCCUAUUAAGGAACCCAAAAAGAUGAUGCCCAGAACAGCCCUCCCUACGGUCAAGAAGCUGGUGACAGCCCCGACUGGGCCAAGCAAAGCCAAGCCAUCUUGGACACCCAGCGGAGACAGUCAGAAGCGCCCUUCCCGAAACUCCAGCUCCAGCAGCAGUUUCCUCGGUGGGUGUCCAGGCCAGAGAGGCAGAAAGCGAGCCAAAACCCAGGCUUCACAGCAACGCUCUGCAGCCAGUCGGGGCGAAGAGCGGAGCAGCCUUACAAAGGCCCCUCGUGUGAAUAAAACCCCAACUCUGGACAAGACCCCCAGCCUAGAGAAGACCCCAUCUCCAGAUAAGGCCCCCAGUCCAGAGAAGACCCCGUCUCUGGAUAAGGCCGGCAGCCCAGAGAAGACCUUGUCUCCAGAUAAGGCCCCCACUCCAGAGGAAUCCCUAACUCCAGAUAAGGUCCCUAUCCUAGAGGAGACCCCAACUCUGGAGGACAAAGCCCCCAGACCAGACAGGGUCUUUUCUGUGCAUGAGGCACCGGUCCCAGAAGUCCCACCUGGUCCAAAGAUGGACCCUCCUGGGGACGAGGCCCACACCCUAGGAAAGGUCUUGACCACCAAACAGGUGCUCUCUGAAGAGGCCUCCACCCGAGACAACACUCAGUUCCAUCACUUCUCUCCGGAGGAAGCCCUGCUAAACGCCAGGUCUCUUGAGGCCAGUGAGGCUCAGUCCCAAGAGGAGGUUCACAUGCCAGGGGAGCACCCCCUCUGCAUGGCGAAACGUCCCCUGGAUAAGAGGGACAGCUCCCCUCUCCAGUCCGAGCCCAAGUCCAAGUCAGGGUCCAUGCCUGCCCUUGAGAAGGCCGACCCCCAGGAAGAGGCUACCACUCUCCUGGAGGAGGCACCAGCGAAGGAUGAGGCCACCCCCAAAGAGGAGGUGCCCCCCGAAGAGGUAUCCCCUGCUCAGAAGAAUCCACAUCCUAUCAUGCUGACUCCAGAGCCCCAAAUGACUCCCACCCUCCACUCCUUGGUCCCGCAAAAUCUCACAGAUAGCAAAAGUGACAGAGACGACAUGGUGAGGAUAAAGGACGAGGUGGAGGCUUUAAGGAGGUCGCUGGAGCUGAUGGGGGUGCAGCUGGAAAAGAAGCUAACUGACAUCUGGGAGGAGCUGAAGAGCGAGAGGGAGAAGCGCACGUUGCUGGAGAUGACGCGGAGGACCCAGGAGUCCCGGAACCUGGGCUCCAUCCACGCGCAGACGCAGACGCACUGAGGGGUGGGCCCGGGAGGGACUACGGCGGGACCUGGAGCGAAGUCGGGCUCCGGCCACCCACGUCCUUGCACACGAUUUUGGGAAACGCAAGAAAGUAAACUCUGCCAUGUACGCGC